Messenger RNA from Rhincodon typus (whale shark), 1449 nucleotides. Its product is annotated as potassium voltage-gated channel subfamily S member 3-like. The transcript has a single exon. The coding region runs from base 1 to 1449 and encodes 482 amino acids. Gene Ontology annotation, biological process: potassium ion transmembrane transport; protein homooligomerization. Gene Ontology annotation, cellular component: membrane; voltage-gated potassium channel complex. The record is from RefSeq and is a predicted model, not a curated record. Gene Ontology annotation, molecular function: protein binding; voltage-gated potassium channel activity. Lineage: Eukaryota; Metazoa; Chordata; Chondrichthyes; Orectolobiformes; Rhincodontidae.
AUGGUUUAUGGACAGUUCUACCACAGAGACAGACUAUACCUGGAGAUGAUCAAUAUUAAUGUUGGGGGCCUGAAACAAAAAGUCGAGCAAAAGGCAUUGUUAAAAUUCCCAGAGACCAGGUUGGGAAAGCUACUGAGAUGUUCCUCGAGGGAGGACACCCUUGAAUUGUGUGAUGACUACGAUGUGCACACAGAUGAAUAUUACUUUGACAGAAAUCCAAGUUUCUUUCACUACGUCUUGAAUUUCUAUUCCACGGGCAAGCUUCAUGUGAUGGAGGGGAUUUGUAUAUUCUCAUUCAACCAAGAGAUUGAGUACUGGGGAAUUGGUGAGAUCUCUAUCCAUCAUUGCUGCAGGUUCAAGUACCAUGAACGGAAAGAGAAUAUAGUUGAGAAAGAAUUUGACACACAGAGUGAUGAUUUGAGCUUAACAGGUUCUGAAGAUGCCAGCACCAUCCCUCAACAAAUGGAGAGUUUUAAGCGUAUGUGGUGUGGCAAACAGAGAGAAAAAUUGUGGCUCAUUUUAGAGAAUCCAGAAUAUUCCUUUGCAGCCAAGGCUUUUACAAUAUCCUCGUUAGCUAUUGUCUUGCUUUCCAUUGUGACAAUGUGUGUUCAUAGUCUGCCUGAAUUCCAGGAACAACAGGAAGGCCUUGGCUUCCUGAUUGUUGAAUCUACCUGUAUUGCAUGGUUUAGCUUUGAAUAUGUAGCAAGGUUAAUGAUCGCCCCAUAUAUUUGCAAAUUCCUCCAAAAUCCACUGAAUAUCAUUGACUUUUUGUCAUUUCUACCAUUCUACCUCACCCUGGUAGUAGAACGUAUAGAUGAUGAGAGCUCAGAGCUGGUGAACAUUGGCCGAGUAGUACAAGUGCUUCGGUUGAUGCGUAUCUUUCGGGUCCUGAAGUUGGCUCGUCACUCCAUUGGAUUGAGAUCACUUGGGGCUACUUUCAGACACAGCUAUGAAGAGGUAGGGCUCUUGAUUGUGUUCUUGACUGUGGGUAUUGCCAUCUUCUCAGCCCUCAUCUAUUCAUCAGAGAAAGAUGAAAAAGAAACUGGUCUUCACAGCAUUCCCAUUGGAUGGUGGUGGGCAACCAUUAGCAUGACCACUGUUGGUUACGGUGACACUUACCCAGUCACAAUACAAGGAAAGCUCAUUGGCAGCACCUGCAUCAUCUUUGGCUUAUUGAUGGUGGCUUUGCCAGUUAGUGUCAUUUUUAACCGAUUUUCAAAGUAUUAUCGACGAGAACAAGCCAUUGAUGUUGUGAUUCGCAACCAAGAGCUAAGAAAGUUGGCUGCAGGUCUACCAUGUGUCAAUAUCAGGGACAUUUAUGUGAAGAAGAUACGCUUAAGUUCAAAGACCGAUACAGUGGACCAGAACAGUGUAUGUUGUGAGAAACAGAGCUCUCUAGUGUCCUCAAUCAAACAGCAUGUAGAUACUGAGCAAUGCUCCCAGAAAUAA